CAUCAUCAAUUAAGUGAAUAUUGGGGUGGAGAACUGCCAGCUGUAUAUACCUGUGACCUCAAUUAACCUUCUUGCAUGAAUUGAUUACAUCAGUGCUAAUUAUUUGGCCGCAGGGUUUUCCCUGGUUAAGCCAACUUUAAACAAGCUGUGGACCUGCAGGUUUAUCAUCCACUCACCCGUGAAGAUCUGCCAUUACCUGAUCCUAGCUUUACUCCUGUCCUUCUCACUGUGCAUGCCUGAAGAGGGUGGCAAACAUCAUCAAGAAGAUAAACAGUUCUGGCAGGAGGCACGUUUCCUGCCAAACUGGCUCUGCCUCCCUGGAUCGAUGGCCAAGGUGGCUGACUUCAUGGCAAGAAGAGUCUUCUCUGCAAUGAGCUGUUACGGCCAGCAUUGUCUUGGCAGUGCUGCCCCGGGAUUGGCUUCACGGUGUUUGGCGUUACGCUGCAAAAGGCAAUGACUAGAAACAGCCCGACGUGCUUGUUGGCUUGUGGCAUGUGGGUGGCUCAAAGCAGUUUGGCAGAGAUUAGAGUAGGUAGAGGUCAGGGAAGCCAGAUGUCUGGAAAGCCAGGGAGAUAAAGGCUGCCCUUUGGUACACGGGGGAAAACAGAAGGUACAAAUGCAUGAGAAGCGUGCAUCCCUUCCCACAGAGGCUGAUUUCACCUUCUGUGCAUCUGAUUUCCUUGAAAGUGCCAUUAAUUUGUGAAACUCCUUGAUUGACAGCUUAGAUGAUAAAAUCUGCACAAAACCCAGGCUAGAUGGGAUUCUGAGGUGGGGUUAAUAGAAACAGAGAAACCACAUCCAGACUAGGAAGGCCCUGAGCUUCAACCUACUGGGAGCUGGGAGGGCACUCAGGGGAAGUAUGACAGGAUUCAGCUCUUGCCUCCUUCCCUGCGGGUCUGCUAUUGGCGCUGGAUGUAGGACCUAAGGCUGGAUGGAGCAGGAUCAUGGAAUCAUUCAGGUUGGAUGAGAUAAGGUUGGAACUUCACCAGACUGACAUGAUCUUUCAGAUAUGAGGGAUGGUGGCUUGCCACCACAGGGUUUCUGUAUGUAUGACCCAUGGGCAUCUUUCCCCCCACACUGCAUGGUGCUGUCGGGGCUCGGGGCUGAUGAGAUCCCAGCUCACUGCCCGUGUUCUGGCACAAACCCUUCUGGGGAACUCAGCAUUCUGAGGAGACAGCUGCUGUGGUUCUGAGUGGAGAGAAGAAUGGAAACGUGGAGUUUCCAAACUUUCCUGCUCUCCCUGGCAAAACCAAAGGUAUUUUUCCUCCCCUUCAAAGGAGUUCUUCGUUUACUUUUGCUGCUUUGGACCCAUGAGCCCCAGGCAGGCGCUGGGGACUGCCGUGCCCCCCAGCACCCCAUGGAACAGCGCUGCGAGAGAGAGCCAAUGGCAGGAGCUGAAGCAGCCCUGAGCACCCCCUCCUCCUCUCAGCACAGAGCCCAGCCUCACCUGGGGGCUCUCAGGGGCUUUCCAGAGGACACAUAACACCCGGCCUUUCCAUACUGCGCAAGGCAGACGCGUUGCUCUGCCUUGCAGGCAGCAGCCCCACUGCGCUCCAUUAGAGCACAGCCUGUGCUUGGGCUGCAGAACUCUGCCGUGCUGCCUUCCCCCAGCCAGGCCGAGGAGCCCCGUGGGUCGGGGUCUGCAGUCGUGCUGCGAUACCCAUUGCAGCACUGAAACCGCUUCCUGCUCGCACCAGGCACCAGCUGCAGGAGACAGCUUCGGGCAGCACCUCUGCUCUUUGCUGGGAUCUGUGCGCCCGGGGACCCAGCUCUGGAUUCAGACAUGCGUCAGGCCUGGAGGUAGGAGUCCAUGAGUGCUUCGUGUCUGGUCGCUGCCUACAGCCCCUGCCCAGCAGAUCCUGCAGAGCGACCGUGCUCAGCCCAGGGCAGAGCCCCGCACGGAGGGAGGGAGGGAGCUGCUCUCUGGGCUCUGCUGUGCAGCUCUUCUCUGCACCCUGAGCUCAGACCCGCGGGCUGUCAUCCCACCACCCCCUGGGGGCCGCAGCCCAGGUACCCACAGCGUCCCUGGCUUCGCUGCAGGGUUUGUAUGGCCUUCAAGCUUCUCCUGCCAGAAGAAAACCUAAUUGUGCAGGCUUCACUCAUGAGUGACUGAAAGAAUGAAGACGGAGCAGGGAAUGGCAUUGUCAUGGCUGUGCUGAAUGUCCCAGAGCAUCUCCGGAGACCAGAAUCUGCCUUGCCUGUUGGGAGGAGCUCCGUGUGCAGUGCACGGUGCAGGGAAGCCAGCAGCAGUGCCCCGAGGGAAGCUGGGUCCUGACCAUCCCCCUCCUCCUGAUCUGACUCCAAGAUCUCGGCCGAGCAGUGGUGAGCAGCCAACGAAGAAACACAUCUCCACAAGCAAUGAGGAGCCUCUUGGUCAGCCCUGGUGGCACAGUCUGAAACAUGAGCUUCAUCUGAAGUUGCUUGCCAUCCAGCAGCCCCAUUUCAUCAGCACUUUUUCUCCGCUCCCCUCUCCCAGUCAUGUUACACCCAUCUCACACACCAUAAUAACAGUUUGCAUUCCCUAUUUGGCACGUGCAUCAAUGCAUUGCCCUCAGCUUCGCAUCCUCAGUUCUGGGCACUUCGUGGAUCCUACUCUGGUGUCUUUUUCACGUUCUUAAGCGCAGAAGCAAGACCCUCCUGCAUGGCUCCUGGCACCUUCAGCCACCCCAACAGCAGCUCCUCCUCUUUUAUCCUUGUGGGUGUCCCCACCCUGGAAGCUUUCCCCAUCUGCCUGGGCAUCCUUUUCUGCUCAGCAUACGUCCUCGCCCUGGUAGGGAAUAGCAUGGUUCUGCUCGUCAUUGUGCUGGACGAGUCCCUGCGGGACCCCCUGCACUGCUUCCUGGCCAUGCUGGCAGCCAUCGACGUGCUGAUGGUGACGUCCAUCGUCCCCAAGCUGCUGGGCGUCUUCUGGCUCAAUUCCAACCAGAUUGCCCACACCGCCUGUUCUGUUCAGAUGUUCUUCGUUCACUCCACCACAUCAGAGGAGUCGGGAGUGCUCUUGGCCAUGGCUUUUGACCGCUUCGUUGCCAUUUGUCACCCCCUCAGGUACAGAAUGAUCCUGAAUCGAGAAACAAUUGCCCGGAUCUGCCUGGCCAUCGUGGUGAGAGCGCUCCUUGUCAUGGUCCCGUUGACAGGGAUGGUGACAAACCUCCCCUACUGCCGAUCCCUCGUGGUUCCCCAUUCAUACUGCGAGCACAUGGCUGUGACCAGUCUUGCCUGCGCAGACCCCAGCCCCAGCAGGCUUUACAGUGUGUCUAUGUCCUCUCUCAUCGUCGGGACGGACAUAGCUUUCAUUGCUGUGUCUUACGGGAUGAUCCUGAGAGCUGUCCUGGGGAAGGAAUCGUGCAGGAGGGCUUUCAGCACCUGCGGGUGCCACAUCUGCGUGCUGAUGCUGUACUACAUCCCCGGCAUGGUCUCCAUAUACAUGCAGCAGUUCAGCCGCGGCGUGUCCGUGCGCGCGCAGGUUCUGCUGGCCGACCUCUACCUCAUCGUGCCCCCCAUGCUGAACCCCCUCAUCUACAGCAUGAGGACCAGGCGGAUCCGGAAGGCAAUGCUCAACGUGCUAUUUCCCAGGAAGGCUCACGCCUGUCACGGCGGCCAGUGACUUUCCAGGUCUGUUCAUCCACACGAGCACAGCACCCAAUUCAUUCCCAGUGGAUGUAUGCUGAGAGCAGAAGCCGGGAGGGAAUGGGAGAGGGCUUGUUGGCUUUCAUGACUGUGUGUGACCCUACACUGCGACAAGAGGUGCUGGGGACCGGGAUCAUGAGCAAAUGUCAGGCUCCCAUUUCCCUUCCUUCUCACUGGGAGGCAGAUGGGCAGCCGCCAGCUUUGAGUUUUGAGAUGUUCUCAGUGCUGUGAAUGUCCCUGUGAUAGUUUGAAAUUCACAACUCCUCGUGUACUUGUGUCAAUAAACAGAUCCUAUUCAAAA
Molecule: messenger RNA, 3928 nt
Organism: Numida meleagris (helmeted guineafowl)
Lineage: Eukaryota; Metazoa; Chordata; Aves; Galliformes; Numididae
Product: olfactory receptor 52I2-like
Exons: 2
Coding region: 2642-3604 (320 amino acids)
Biological process (GO): G protein-coupled receptor signaling pathway
Cellular component (GO): membrane
Molecular function (GO): G protein-coupled receptor activity; olfactory receptor activity
Source: RefSeq, a predicted model, not a curated record